Lycium barbarum (goji berry) is the source of this 1727-nucleotide messenger RNA. RefSeq names its product flotillin-like protein 3. Gene Ontology annotation, cellular component: plasma membrane; plasma membrane raft. NCBI's taxonomy places the organism in Eukaryota, Viridiplantae, Streptophyta, Magnoliopsida, Solanales, Solanaceae. The record is from RefSeq and is a predicted model, not a curated record. The coding region runs from base 42 to 1490 and encodes 482 amino acids. The transcript has 4 exons. Gene Ontology annotation, biological process: protein localization to plasma membrane.
GUUUAUCACUCUCCCUAACAAAUAGUCAUCUAUAGUCUUACAUGGGGUUCCCAAAGUAUGUAGUCGCCCGUCCAUCGGAAAUGCUUGCCAUCACGGGAAGAGGCAUUAGUGAAAUACUACUGAAGAAGAAGCACUUUGUGUUGCCCUUUCAAAAAUGCACUAGGCUUAACAUAUCCCCGGUGAACUACUCGUUCCAGGUACAAGCUAUGAGUGCUGAAAAACUCCCUUUUUGCCUUCCCGCGGUUUUCACAAUUGGGCCAAAAGUACUGGACGAGAACAACUAUGAGAGCCUGAUUAAGUAUGCUAAGCUUGUAUCCAAUAGUGACAAGGAAUCGACCCAUAUCCAAGAUCUGGUAAAGGGAAUUAUCGAGGGAGAAACUCGUGUUCUUGCUGCUUCGAUGACUAUGGAACAGAUCUUCAAGGGAGCCAAAGAGUUCAAGAAAGAAGUUUUUGAGAAAGUACAACUUGAACUCAAUCAAUUUGGGCUUUAUAUCUAUAAUGCUAAUGUUAAACAACUUGUAGAUGUCCCUGGCCAUGAGUACUUCUCUUACCUUGGCCAAAAGACUCAGAUGGAGGCCGCCAACCAAGCCAAGAUUGAUGUAGCGGAGGCAAGGAUGAAAGGAGAGAUAGGAGCAAAACUAAGAGAUGGAGAAACAAAGCAAAAUGCGGCUAAGAUUGAUGCAGAGACAGUGAUCAUAUCAACGAAAAGGCAAGGAGAAAGUAAAAAAGAACAAGUUAAAGUAAGGACUGAAGUGGAAAUAUUUGAGAAGCAAAGAGAAGCUGAGGUUGCUGAGGCGAAUGCCCUGUUGGCAAAAAAGAAAGCUGGCUGGUCUCAAACUGCCAGGCUGGCGGAGGUGGAAGCCGAAAAGGCGGUGGCGAUAAGAGAAGCAGAGCUGCAAAUGGAAGUGGAGAAGAAGAAAGCAUUUGCUCAGACUGCUAAGCUUAAGGCUGACCUUCUUAGCAAAGCUAAUGUUGAAUACGACAUUAAGGUUCAAGAGACAAACGCACAAUUAUACAGGCGGCAGAAAGAAGCGGAAGCUGGACUAUUCGAGAGCCAGAAGAAAGCAGAAGCACAGAAAGCAAACGCGGAUGCUGAACUCUAUACUCGCCAGCAGAACACAAACAGCGAGCUCUACGCAAAACAGAAGGAAGCCGAAGGAGUAGCAGCGAUUGGAAAAGCAGAAGCGACUUACUUAGGAUCCAUUCUUAAGGAACUGAAUCACAAUUACUCUGCUCUUAGAGACUACAUGAUGAUCAACAACGGUAUCUAUCAGGACAUCGCCAAAAUCAACGCUCAAGCAGUGAACGGUAUGCAACCAAAGAUUAGCAUUUGGUCAGGCGCGAAUGGCGAAUGCGAUGGAGAAGGUGGCAGCGGAUUGAAGGAUGUUGCGAGUGUGUACCGCAUGUUGCCUCCUCUGCUUCAAACUGUGCACGAGCAAACUGGGAUGCAGCCUCCUGCUUGGCUCGGGACAUUGCCCGAGUCUAAAUGAAGUGCAGUGAUCUUGAGUGUUUAAUUUAGUUAUGAUGGGAUUUAGUUAUGUUUAAUUUUCUAGUUUUUAAGUGUUGUUACUUGUCUUUCUUUUGGAGUUAGGUUCUUUUUCGUGGCUGCAAAUAAUGUUGGAAUUUAGUUACUCCUCUUUUAAGGAGGAAUUAUUGUUUUGCUAGCAGAGAUAAUAGUACCUCAUAUUGUGGUGGUAGAGUAACAUUUUACCAUAUUUUCUGUUUUU